UACCUAGUGUUGCUUUAACAGUAGAGCACGCACUUGCGUGUACAAAUUAUUCCCUCUCGGCUACCGUAGCGAAUUCUGACGCCAUCGUUGAUUCAGUGUAGUUAUUCGAGCAUGGCUACCAGUAAAGGAGGAAAACAGAGAAUUUCAGGCAGAAAAGGUGGCUGCGAGCAAGAUGAAGAAGAGCCCCAGCUGCAGGCCGUUUUGGUCGCUGACAGUUUCAACCGCAAGUUUUUCCCUGUGACAAAAGAUCAGCCACGGGCUUUGUUGCCACUAUGUAAUGUUGCUAUUAUCGACUACACUUUGGAGUUCCUCACUUCUACGGGAGUCCAGGAAACGUUUGUGUUUUGCUGUUGGAUGGCUGGACAAAUUAAGGAACACUUACAGAAGUCUAAAUGGUGUCGACCGACCUCUCCGAAUACAGUACACAUCAUUACCUCAGACCUGUACAGAUCCCUAGGAGACGUGCUCAGGGACGUGGAUGCAAAGUCUCUUGUACGAUCAGAUUUCUUGUUGGUGUAUGGAGAUGUGGUGUCCAAUAUUGACAUCAGCCAGGCACUGCUGGAACACAGGCAGCGCCGAAAGAUUGAUAAGAACAUCUCCGUGAUGACAAUGCUCUUUAAGGAAUCGUCGCCGGGUCACAAGUCUCGAUGUGAGGAAGACGAUGUGAUCGUUGCUAUGGACAGCAAGAGUCAGAGAGUUUUACACUACCAGAAGACACAGACCUUAAAGAAGCUUCAUUUUCCCAUGAACAUUUUCCACAGUGGAAGCGAAGAGUUUGAAAUCAGACACGAUCUCCUUGACUGCCACAUCAGUAUCUGCUCACCACAGGUUGCCGAGCUCUUCACAGAUAAUUUUGAUUAUCAAACAAGGAAUGACUUUGUGAGGGGGAUUUUGGUCAAUGAAGAGAUCCUGGGAAAUCAGAUACACAUGCAUGUCAGCCGCGAUGGUUAUGGUGCUCGAGUCUCCAACUUGCUCAUGUACGAUUCGGUUUCGUCUGAUUUGGUGAGGCGUUGGGUCUACCCUCUCACACCCGAGACUAAUUUUACGGACCAGAAAAAAUGGAGCUACAUUUACUCCUGCCACAAUGUCUACCGUGGGUCAGGGGUCAGCCUUGGCCACCGCAGCCAGAUGGAGGAGAAUGUACUCAUUGGCUGUGACACCAGCAUUGGGACCAACUGUUACAUCUCCAACACUGUCAUCGGUAACAACUGCUUCAUAGGUGACAAUGUAACUCUGGACCACGCCUACAUCUGGAACAAUGUUCAAAUUGGGUGUAAUGUGGUGAUUAGUCAUUCUGUAGUCUGUGACAAGGCUGAAGUCAAAGAAGGCGUCAUUCUUAAUAAACAGUGCGUCCUGGCGUACAAUGUGGUGAUUGGGCCACAUAUCUCUGUGCCUGAGGGCACUGUGGUCUCUAUGCAUUAUCCAGCAGAAGAGGAUGAAGAUGACGACGAAUUUCUUAGUGAUGACACAACAGUGGGACAGAGCAAAGACAAAAUCAAACAGAAAGCGUUUGACCCUGCUGUAGUUGGAGCAGAGGGACAGGGAUACAUCUGGAAAGCCAGCAGCCUGGACGACACCGAUGAUGAAGAGUUGUCACAUUGCCUCUGGGGCUUGACCUUAAACCACUGUAUAGACAGCGAAAGUGAGGACAGCGAACCCGAUGGUCCUGAUGAUCCAGUGAUUCCCUCCCCUGAAUUGGAUGACGCUAAAGUGUUCCAAAGAGAGGUGCUGGGUACACUACAAAGAGGCUUGGAUGAGAAUAUCAGCUGUGACCACCUUGUGCUUGAAAUCAACUCACUCAAAUAUGCCUACAACAUAACUCUGCAGGAAGUGAUGCAAAUAUUGACUGGAGUGUUGUUGGAUCUCCCGUUUCAGCAUCAUAGCUCACAACUCACCGCCUCGCAAUAUGUUGCUGUUCUUCUGCCGUUAUUAGAGAAAUGGGCACCUGUGUUUAAGAAUUACGUGAAGAGAUCACAGGACCAGCUUGACUGCCUAUCCGCUUUUGAGGAACACUUCCUGGAGCAUGAUAGUCACUGGGCUGCCAUGUGCAAGAUUCUUAUGACUAUGUACCAACUGGAGAUCCUGGAGGAAGAGAUGAUCCUACGCUGGUUCACUCAUAAUGUCACAUCUGACGAGAGUAAAAAGCUACGCAAAAACCAAGGGCUCCAGAAGUUCAUCCAGUGGCUGAGGGAGGCUGAAGAAUCAUCAGACGAGAACGGGGAAUAAGCAGCAAUUUUAAAUAGCCAAAAGUACACUAGGACAAACUUGACAUUGAACCACACCUACGCCUCCAUUGUUAUCUAUUCUGUACAACUGACAUGCAUCUCGAACUUGUGAAUGCUGUGAAUGGAACAAGCUUUCGGAUUGUGUGUGUGUGUGCGUAGAUGAAAUUACAACGACCACACCACUGUUUAUAACCUUUUUAACAUAAACCAACCACACCUCAUUAACCACUUCAAACAAUCUGAGAGGUAGCACAUUAAAUGAAUUACAUUCUAUCCAGUAAAAAAAUAAAAUAUGUAAAAUAUGAAGGUAAAUAAUGUUCAUCUCUCAUUUGCUGUUGAUGAAACCUUUAUCCACAGUACAUACAGUGGGGAGAACAAGUAUUUGAUACACUGCCGAUUUUGCAGGUUUUCUCACUUGUAAGCCAUGUAGAGGUCUGUAAUUUGUAUCAUAAGUUCUCUUCAACUGUGAGGGACGGAAUCUAAUACAAAAAUCCAGAAAAUCACAUUGUAUAAUUUUUAAAUAAUAAAAUUGUAUCUAACUGCAUGAAUAAGUAUUUGAUACAUUACCAACUAGUAAAUAUAUCGGCUCUCAGUUCUUUUUUAAGAACCCCUCCUGUUCUCCACUCAUUACCAGAAGUAACUGCACCUGUUUGAACUUGUUACCUGUAUAAAAGACACCUGUUCACAUGCUCAAACAAACUCCAACCUCUCCACAAUGGCCAAGACCAAAGAGCUGUGUAAGGACAUCAGGGAUAAAAUAAUAGAACUGCACAAGGCUGGGAAGGGCUACAGGACAUCUGAAGUUUGCCACUGACCAUCUGUAUGAUCCAGAGGAGCAGUGGGAGAAGGUCAUGUGGUCGGAUGAGACCAAAAUGGAACUUUUUGGUCUAAACUCAGCUCGUCGUGUUUGGAGGAAAAAGAAGGAUGAGUACAACCCGAAGAACACCAUCCCAACCGUGAAACAUGAAGGAGGAAACAUCUUUUGGGGCUGCUUCUCUGCCAAGGGUACAGGACGACUGCACCGUAUUGAGGGGAGGAUGGAUGGGGCUAUGUAUCGCCAGAUCUUGGCUGACAACCUCCUUCCUUCAGUGAGAGCCCUGAAGAUGGGUCGUGGCUGGGUCUUCCAGCAUGACAACGACCCAAAGCACACAGCCAAGGCAACUAAAGAGUGGCUUUGUAAGAAGCAUCUUAAGGUCCUGGAGUGGCCUAGCCAUUCACCAGAUCUGAACACGAUAGAAAAUCUAUGGAGGGUGUUGAUAGUCCGUGCUGCCCGGCAGCAGCCCCGAAACCUGAAGGCUCUGGAGAAGAACUGCAUGGAGGAGUGGGCCAAAAUCCCUGCUGCAGUGUGUGCAAACCUUGUCAAGGAUUACAGGAAACGUUUGGUAUCUGUAAUAGCAAACAAAGGUUUCUGUACCAAAUAUUAAGUUAGAUUUUUGUGAUGUAUUAAAUACUUAUUUCAUGCAAUUAAAUGCAAAUUUAUUAUUUAAAAAUCAUACGUGAUUUUCUGUUUUUUUUUUGUAUUAGAUUUUGUCCCUCACAGUUGAAGAGAACUUAUGAUACAAAUUACAGACCUCUAGAUGCUUUGCAAGUGGGAAAACCAGCAAAAUCGGCAGUGUAUCAAAUACUUGCUCUCCCCACUGUAACUGCAAACAUUUCUAAAUGAUUAAAAUGUACAGCAUGUUGGCUCAAAUAAGGUCCUAAAUGAUACAAAAGAAACAUUCACAUGGUCAUUGAAGGAUUUAUGAACUGAAUUGAAUCCACAAGGGGAUGGCCAUGAUUGAAAACCAUGAAUCUAUGUGAAAUUAAUGGAGUCAUCAAGUAUCGGGACACUGAAAAGAACAAGCGUUGGUCCAACGCUAUAUUUUUGUCAUGUUAGUAGAAUUGUCCAAUCAUUCAGAAGCAUAGCUCACACUCUAGUGUGAAUUUCCUUAAAAUGAAGAUCUAAGAUACAGUAACUAAUUGAUAAAGAGAUGCAACUUGCACAUUUUUAAUCGAGUCAUAGAAAUCAAGGGCCGGCCAGAAUGGGUUGUUUUCUGUUAAUUGCCCUCAUUUGAAGGAGGAGAAAGCUCUGCUGGGCUCAGUAACAGAGAACACAAAACGUUGGAGCAGUGUUACAUCAUCCCCAAAAGUGAUAAUACAAAAAUACCUUAAGACUAAAAAGGACUUUUUAAAAAAAUUUUUAAAAAAAAAUUUUUUUUUUUAAGUAUUGUCGUGAAGCUACAGUUAGAUUAUUUCACUGGAAAGAGAAAAGACCUUUUUGUAAAAGCUGGAUUUUCAACAAAAGUAUUAUUUAAAACAUUAUUUCUGGUUAUUUGUACAGUAAUAAAGACGGCGAUUUGUUCAAGGAUUAUUCGCUGAUACCGAAGACAUUUUUUUUAAAUCCUAAUUUCAUUCCAGUUUUUUACAUUAUUGCUCUAUUAUUUUAGGAAUAAUGAAGCGUGUUGACUAACCUCAGAGAAUUUCAAUUUGUGUCCUUCGAUAUAUAGCUUUUUAAAAAUAAUAAUAAUAAUAAUAAAAGGGAAUUUUCUUUCCAGACGGAGGAGGAACACUUUAAAUACAGUAUGUGUAUUUAUGUAUGUAUGUGUUUAUACAGUAGUUGAUGAGGCAUCUUUGAGUGAACUUCGAGUAUAUCGAAUCUUGAGGCCGGGCCGAGUGCCCUCUUUUUUUGGAAAUCAAAAUAUUUCUAGUAUAUACUGUAACUGACGUCACAGUUGUCACACAAUGGCAGGGCUAAUGAGUUCAUUUUCUGUAUUAUGGUGUUAUUAUGGUAUUAUUGGUGAAUACUUUUAGCAACAGCUAACGUGAAGGACAUUUAUACUAGGUGCGGUCUUCUCCUUUAAGAAAUACAAAUGUGAAACAAACUUGAGUCCAGAAUAAGCUAGCCAUCUAUUAAGAUCUAUUAUCUCGUUUUCCCAGAGUGUCACAAAUAACACCAGCGAGUAAAGAGGCGCCAAUGAUGCCCGAAACGGUCGUUAGCAUCUUCCACAUACUAGCUGAUUGCUCGUGCCGCUCGAUGUAGCUCUUGUAGUCAGUGGGAAUGAAAAGGUACUUCCGGCCGUCCUUUGGGGGCCUCAGCCUCCCGUGACCAUCUUCCAGAACCACCUCCCCAAACACUGUCAGGUUGCUCCCCACCCGUAGCAUCUCUUCGCUUUCCUCCAUUGCCACCGCUCGCUCACCACUGAUGCCCUGCAAGACUACGUUCACCAAGCCCUCUUCUGCUCGUCUUACUCUGUGGUAAACCCUCUCCAGAAAAUACCCCGAGCCCUGUGAGGAGUCUUGCACUUGCACGUGGAAGUCAGAGAUGUAGGAGCCAGGAGAGAUAAGAGAAAAGGGCACAGAGUUGUUGGUUUCUCUCCUGUUGGUAGGCCGGGAGCUCCUGAAGAUAAUAGUAAUGUUAUCAGACAGUACAUCUUCACAAGUUGAAAUAAUGAGUUAGAUGGAAUUUGAACAUACUAGGGCUGCAGCUAUCGAUUAUUUCAGUAGUCGAUUAAUCGAUUUACUAGUUUGUCGAAUAAUCGAGUAAUCGGAUAAGAAACAUGAAAAAUGAAAAUACCUGAGCUGAGCCUCAAACGGUAUAAAAAUAAAUAAGGGUCUAUGUUUGACAAAAGAACAAUUGGCUAACUUACAUAGCAAAAGUCCGCUAGCUUAAAUGCUAUAAAAUGCUAACGUUUUUUUUUUUUUUUUAACAAUGCUCUUAACAAAUGGUUCAGACACAUAUUCCCACAAAAAACAGCUAAAUAUACUGAUAAACAAAAUUAUGAAUGCAUUUAAAAAAAAAAAACAAUAGCUCAAACAAAAUCUUAGCUUAUGUCUUAACAUGGAGCAGCUGGAUUCACCAAUGUAAAAUACAGCAGACUAGAGGGCAGUGUAUCCACUCAAAUCAAUAAAACGGAAUGCAAACACUUUCAAAAUAAACCAUUACAACGCCACAGUAAUCAAACGAAUACUCGAAUCAACAAAAUUUAAUUCGAAUCUUUUUUUCUAAUCGAAUACUCGAGUUAAUCGAUUAAUCGUUGCAGCACUAGAACAUACCAUGUUUUAGAACUGGGAUUCCAGUAUUCCCCAUGUUCCGCAACCUUUAUCUUCUGUAUCACACCAUAGCAUCUUGGGACAAAUUGGCUGCCAAGUGGCUUUUCAUCUGACUCAACCAAACCUUGAAAACAUAAAACAACCAAUCAGUUAAAGUUCAAGUCAAAAUAAUCAGUAAUAAAUUAAAAAAGGAUAACUAAAUUUCAUUUUAUAAAAGGGGGUAAUAAGAGCAACAUUAGUCAGGAAACACUACGGAAGUAGCCAUUUUUACCUUCUACUGCGACAUAUUGCAGCCUCUUGUGAGGAGAUGAAUGUAGCACCAUGGCCAAGUGGUGAUCUGGUCGGAAUACUGGUAUCUGCUAAAAGUGAAAUAAAUAAAUCAGUCACACCCAAGUCUGGUGCUCUGGCUCCCUUUCUUUAGACACGUAAAAAAUCUUGGAGUAAUAUUUGAUAACGGGCUCAACUUUGAAAAACGGAUUAGUUUUGUUGUAAGAGCAAGUUUUCUCCAGCCCUGCCUCUUGGCCAAAGUGAAGUCUUAGCUGCCAUGACAUUAAAAAGUAAUUCAUGCCGUUAUUAGCUCAAAGCUGGACUACUGCAAUGUACUUUAUUUUGGUCUCUUAAGUCCUCUAUUUCGCAUCAGCAACUUGCUCAGAAUGCUGCUGCUCGAUUUUUACUCGGU
Molecule: messenger RNA, 6933 nt
Organism: Corythoichthys intestinalis (scribbled pipefish)
Lineage: Eukaryota; Metazoa; Chordata; Actinopteri; Syngnathiformes; Syngnathidae
Gene: eif2b5
Product: eukaryotic translation initiation factor 2B, subunit 5 epsilon
Exons: 16
Coding region: 112-2226 (704 amino acids)
Cellular component (GO): eukaryotic translation initiation factor 2B complex
Molecular function (GO): guanyl-nucleotide exchange factor activity; translation initiation factor activity; translation initiation factor binding
Source: RefSeq, a predicted model, not a curated record